CAUUUUCUUUGAAAAUUGGUGUUACAUUUUUAAAAUAUCAAACAACAUUCAAUUGUUUCUCAAGUUGAUUAGAUGUGGAUACUGAAAGACUAAAAUCUGUCAUUAAAGCAUCGCACAUCGGCCGAGAAUCAUAAUAUCAGAUUGACGCAUAACUAUUAUAACUAGCACAACUAUCAUAAAAGAAUGAAGCACGACAUUGGAAAUGGCCGCAUUGUUGACGUACUGCCUGAUAUUAAAACAAAGAGAAAACUCAUUGCCGAUGUAACAGCCUCCUUAAAGCACAGCGAGGAUCCCUUUUUUCUGGUGGAUCUUGGAGACAUUAUCAUCAAGUACCACACGUGGAAGGAGCUGUUUCCUCGAGUUCACCCAUUUUAUGCUGUCAAGUGCAAUACGGAUCAUACAGUAAUCAAGCUGCUAGCGGACCUAGGCGCCUCAUUUGAUUGUGCCAGCAAGAUCGAAAUUAAAACGAUUUUGAAUCUUGGUGUGUCGCCAUCUCGCAUUAUUUAUGCGAAUCCAUGUAAACAGGAAUCAUUCAUACGCUAUGCGGCGAAACACAACGUGAACACAAUGCCGUUUGACAACGAAGCAGAGCUGUGCAAGAUCAAACAGUUCUUCCCAGAAGCCAGACUGGUUUUACGCAUCUUGCCUCCGGGUAAUUUCAAGGUUCAGGUUAGAGUUGGAGACAAAUUUGGAUGUGACCCAAAGAAUGCUGCCAACCUACUGACGAAAGCCAAAGAACUUGGGCUCAAUGUCGUAGGAAUUUGUUUUCAUAUUGGAAGUGGGGUUGAGAAGGCUGAAGCAUAUGCUUCAGCAGUUGAGCAUGCGUACUACGUGUUUGAGUUAGGGCGGGAAAUGGGUUUCAAAUUUGAGCUGCUCGAUGUUGGAGGAGGAUUUCCAGGAGUGGAGAAUACAACACUCACCUUCAGAGAGAUUGCUGACGUUCUCAACACGGCGUUGGACAAAUACUUCCCAGAGGGCGCUGGAGUAAAAAUAAUAGCAGAACCGGGAAGAUACUUUGUUGCGUCAGCCUUCACGCUAGCAGUUAACGUCAUCGCCAAACGCAUGGCACCACAAGACAAACCAGACUGCGAUGAUGGCCAAGAAAUGCUAGCAUCACCGAACAGUGAGCCAGGGUACAUGUAUUAUGUUAAUGAUGGACUGUUUGGCUCAUUCGGCAAUCUACUGUUUGAUCACGAUACGGUCCAACCACGUGUAGUCCGGGAUUGUGUUGACGAAACCAUGUUUACCUCAACUAUCUGGGGACCAACUUGUUGCGGAGUUGAUCUUAUAGUGGAGGACUAUCGCCUGCCAGAACUUCAUGUUGGAGACUGGCUCUUCUUCGAGAACAUGGGAGCUUACUCCGUGUGUUUGUCGACGUCCUUCAACGGCAUGCCUCAUCCUUGGUGUUACUUGCAUUGCACCGAGCAGAGCUGGUAUCAUUUAUAUUCUGUCCAGAAGUAAACAAACAAGGAUUUCAUCAAUGGCUGUCCCGGUUCUCAAGAUGGACUUGGAGUGAUUUCACCCGACCUGUGAUCACAUACAUAUGUGCUGGUGUCUCAAAUUUGAUAAAAAUUUAUUAAGUUCUGUUCUCUAUAGAAAUAAUUCUCUUUAAAUAAAACAACAUGAUGUUUUGUCGUUAUUUAUUAUCUGAUUACAUCUAGACCUGUCAACCAACCUGGAUUCAGCGGGAAUCUCCCGGUACUUGAUUACGUCUCCCGUUCACCUUCCCGGGAGGAUGUUUCUCCCGGGAGGAUGUUUCUCUCGUAUAAUUGCAAUGUUCUAAGAAUUGUUUUUUUUAAUUCCAACCUACCGUGGUCGUGUGUUGACAGUGAGUACUGCUAAAUAGAAAACUGAACUUGAUCAAAUUGAUUUUUGCCAAAUAACACCUCUGUCUUAUAAAACAUCUCCACAAUAGACUCCAAUGACAUCUCCCAUUAUAUUAAGUCUCGGUCAGUGGCUGUACGUUAGCACAUACAUCUGAAAACGGCAAUCACACGUCAAGGCAAGUCAAAGAAGAGACCAGUUAAUUAAAUGAACAAUCAUUAUAUCAAGGUUUUUAUUUUAAAUAAACUGUUUGCUAAAAGAGUACAUUUUGAUUAUUUUUGUGCUAUCAAAAAAUGAUGUGUUAGAUAUUUAGUUACUCACAGAAACGGCUAUAAUUACGGUAUAUUUCACACUUGGCUCAUGAUUUCACUAAUGAGUUUAUACUAAGGAUUAAAGAAAAUGCAAUGUACACUGCAUCAUUAUGAAGAUGUUUUGAAGUUUCACAUUACUCGUCUUUACCAGAAGUGUAAACUGGAUAUUAUUUUUUUAUGAUAGAUUUAAAUAAGUUUUGUCUUUAGAUACUUUUCACAAACCAAAACUUAAUGACAAUUUAAAGUACAUAUACAACAGCAUUGGCCUGUCAACCAGUUUAUAAACAAUUGUUGAAAACUGGAUUUUGGGGGCCAUGUAUUCUAACGAGUUUUCGGGGAUCGACCAAACUCCAAACCACUCCCCCCCCCCCCCCCCCC
Molecule: messenger RNA, 2513 nt
Organism: Gigantopelta aegis
Lineage: Eukaryota; Metazoa; Mollusca; Gastropoda; Neomphalida; Peltospiridae
Product: ornithine decarboxylase-like
Exons: 11
Coding region: 184-1461 (425 amino acids)
Cellular component (GO): cytoplasm
Molecular function (GO): ornithine decarboxylase activity
Source: RefSeq, a predicted model, not a curated record